CGCUCGCUGCGACGCUCUUUCUCUCACUAAGAGCCUCUCUCUCACUCACUCUGUCUCGCUUUCUCUCUCUAGACAGCGAUGGCGAUCGGGCGGCCGGCGAACCCCGGCGGCCUCCUGCUGCUGCUGCUCGCGCUCCUCUCCGUCGCGGCGAUCGCGACCGCCGAGGUGUUCUUCGAGGAGCGAUUCGACGAUGGAUGGGAGAACCGGUGGGUCAAGUCUGAUUGGAAAAAAGAUGAAAACUUGGCUGGCGAGUGGAACUACACAUCUGGAAAAUGGAAUGGAGACCCCAAUGACAAAGGUAUCCAGACGAGUGAAGACUACAGGUUUUAUGCUACAUCAGCGCAAUUCCCUGAGUUCAGCAACAAAGACAAGACCCUUGUCUUCCAAUUCUCCGUCAAGCAUGAGCAGAAGCUUGACUGUGGUGGUGGCUACAUGAAGCUACUCAGUGGUGAAAUUGAUCAGAAAAAAUUCGGUGGUGACACCCCAUACAGUAUUAUGUUUGGACCUGAUAUCUGUGGCUACAGCACCAAGAAAGUUCAUGCUAUACUCAACUACAAUGAUACCAACCAUUUGAUCAAGAAGGAAGUUCCCUGCGAGACUGAUCAGCUUACUCAUGUUUAUACUUUCAUCCUCCGCCCUGACGCCACCUACAGUAUUCUCAUUGAUAAUGCUGAGAAGCGAAGCGGUAGCUUGUACACUGACUGGGAUCUUCUCCCACCUAAGCAGAUCAAGGAUCCUGAGGCCAAAAAACCAGAAGACUGGGAUGACAAUGAAUAUAUCCCCGAUCCAGAAGAUAAGAAGCCAGAGGGAUAUGAUGAUAUACCAAAAGAGAUACCAGAUCCCGAUGCCAAGAAGCCUGAGGAUUGGGAUGAAGAUGAGGAUGGUGAAUGGACAGCCCCAACUAUGCCUAACCCUGAGUACAAGGGACUGUGGAAGCCAAAGCAAAUUAAAAAUCCCAACUACAAGGGGAAGUGGAAGGCACCGAAGAUUGACAACCCAGAUUUUAAAGAUGACCCAGACCUAUAUGUCUACCCCAACUUGAAGUAUGUUGGUGUAGAACUGUGGCAGGUCAAAUCUGGAACCUUGUUUGACAACGUCUUGGUUACUGAUGAUGUCGAAUAUGCAAAGAAGCUUGCCGAAGAAACAUGGGGCAAGAACAAGGAUGCCGAAAAGGCAGCAUUUGAUGAGGCAGAGAAGAAGAGAGAGGAAGAGGAAUCUAAGGCCGACCCUGUUGAUUCCGAUGCUGAGGAUGAAGAUGAUGAUGCCGAUGAUGCUGAUGAUGCCGAAGCAGAUGAUUCCGAUGCAGAAAUCGAAACCAAAACAGAUGAUGGCGCCGACUCCACGGACGAGAUCAAGACUGAAGAUGUAAAGGAUGAGCUGUAGGCGACGCCGAAAGUGGAGUAACGAGCUGCUCCAAAAUUCUUGAUUUUUUGCUUGUUUUUACCGUUUCUUUUUUAGUAGGAAUUAUCCUUGGGGGAGAGAGAAAGAGAGAACAUUUCAUGCGAAGUGCAUGGCUGAUUGCAUCAAUGUCAAAUCUGAUUCUGGGGAUUGGGAAAGAGAAUGAAACAUGUAAUGUCAAAUCUGAUUCUGAGGAUUGGGAAAGAGAAUGAAACAUGUGCCCCUCCUUUUGCUA
This is a messenger RNA of Eucalyptus grandis, 1633 nucleotides long. RefSeq names its product calreticulin. Gene Ontology annotation, biological process: protein folding. Gene Ontology annotation, molecular function: calcium ion binding. The transcript is spliced from 14 exons. Gene Ontology annotation, cellular component: endoplasmic reticulum membrane; endoplasmic reticulum. The record is from RefSeq and is a predicted model, not a curated record. Bases 79 to 1383 code for a protein of 434 amino acids. NCBI's taxonomy places the organism in Eukaryota, Viridiplantae, Streptophyta, Magnoliopsida, Myrtales, Myrtaceae.